Molecule: messenger RNA, 2961 nt
Organism: Trichomonas vaginalis G3
Lineage: Eukaryota; Parabasalia; Trichomonadida; Trichomonadidae
Product: armadillo (ARM) repeat-containing protein family
Exons: 1
Coding region: 1-2961 (986 amino acids)
Source: RefSeq, a predicted model, not a curated record
AUGAUAACAAACAAAGAUAUUUCUAAAACAAAUAAGCUUUUGCAAGUUAUCAUCCGUGCUCUUGAUGGUGCUGAUACUAAUUUAAAGCCGAUUUUAGACUUAGUAGGAGAAUCUAACACGGAUUCACUGAUUCCUUGCUAUUCAUAUCUAUGCAAUUGGAUAUCAUCUAGCUUCGGUGUUGAAAUCGAUCAAAAGGUCUUAAAGAAACAACAAAUUGUUUAUUUCACAAUGAACCAGAUUCUCGAGAAGAUACCUCCCGUUCUAAUGCUUUCCGGCAUGGCUGAUAUAAAUACCACAUUUCAAUACUUUGCUUUCUUCGCAAACUCGUCAACGGUUAUGUAUGAAAAAAGAAUCUUGCAGCUUUACAAUCAGAUUGUUUCAUUCUACUCAAAUUACUUUCUGUACAGGAAUCCUUCAAUUUUAAGCUCAGACGACCAAACAAUUAUCUCAAAAAUGCCAAUUUUACUCGAUGAUUACGAGCAUAAUCAUAAAUUUCAAGAAUUAAUGCGUAGUCAUUUCAAAAGAAUGAUAUAUGGUAAGUAUCCCAUUGCCUCAUUCAAGAGAUAUCUUUCUAGACAAAAUGCAAAAAUUAUUUUAACGCAAACAAUAAUAGAAUGCAUCAGAGAACUGAAUUAUUCUCGAACAGCAACGCAUUACGAACUAUUACAUUCAUUUUCUAUCAUAUUUUUAUAUAUUCAUGCAUUUGUUACAGCAAGAUACAUAGAUGGACAGACAAUUUGUGAUUAUUUACGAUCUAGACCAUUUCUAUCACCAUUCUGUCUUCUUGCAAUUGCAAAUCACAUUCCACAAGUUUUUUAUUUAUUUAAUUUGCUUAUUCCUCAAGAACUUGCAACAGGAACAUACCCAAUGGAAGAAGCCGAAAAGAUCAUAAUUAAAAACUAUCCAAUGGUCGAUAAUUCCAAUGAUAAUACUUUAGAUGAUUUGAUUGAACAAAUUCCUCACAUAUUAUUAGUAUAUUUCUUAAACAUACAGUUCCCAACAGAGAACUUAAAUGACCAUCCAGAUGAAAGCGAGCUUAUUUCUAUGCUGAGAACUUCAGGGUCCGCAAUUUACGAUAAAAUGAAAAUCCUCAUUCAUUAUGCAAAUGUUGGGGGAGUGACACCCCCUGUUAUAUCGGCACUCAGUUCUCAAUUAUUGAGUUGUAUAACCCUAUCGUUCCAACGAACAUUUAUUGAAUGCUUUACAUCGGGCAUGUUUACAUACAAGUUAUCUUUGUUUUUCAAGAACGUUCUGGAGAUUGUGCUGCCUUCCCUCGGUGACCAGAUCAUCUACAGGUUCUACGACUUGACAAAAACCGAUUCUCAGAACGGAGAUAUCAUUAUAAGAGGCGCAUUGUCGUUUACAAUGGCUGAUUUGUAUAAUUACGUAGAUCCAUCGUUGAUUGUAUCAUUUUGCUUGCAAGGGAUUGGUGAAAAAGAGCUUUCUUCCCCUGUAAGAUUGUUUUUGGCGAAUUUUCUGAAAUCUGGACCACCAAUCCUCAAAAAUGGUAUUGAGGAAUUGCUCCAGAAGUGUAAUGACAUCUUUAUCAUACUAGAUUACAUUCAUUCUAUUGAAACUGAGAAUAAUUGUAACAGAGCUGACGAAUCUGAGAAAAUUUUAAGUAUAAGACGGUCUUUAAUCAAAAAAUUACCUUUUAUAUGCGAUGGAUUUCCGCUUGUUAUCACUGGAGUUUCGCCAUCUAAAGCGGAAUCUCCACUUUCUUCAAAAAUUGUGCAACUUCUGUCGUCUGUGUUCAAUAACCCGACACCAACAGAGUUGAUAAACCAGCUGAGACUCGCAGGAACCAAUGGUGGGCUCCUGCUUCGCGUAGUUGCGUCAUCAAAUUUAAUUCAACACGCAAACAUCGCAAAUGCAGCUGUAGAUUACACGUGUGAGGUAUUUAAUGUAAAUAAUGAAGGUAAUUCGUCGUCAUUAGACGCUUUCUUUAUCUCAUCUCCAACAUUGCAUCUUCCCAUUGCCCAAAUUUUGCUAGAAUCACUUAUAAGGAUCGGCUUCGAAGACCAAGCACUCCGGCUGCUCCACGUGAUCACUCCGACCCUCCAGAAGGAUUUAAUGCCCUUACACUGGCUGAUUCGAAUUUUGCCAAAUAUCUCUCAAUUUUUGUCUCAAAGAUCUUGCGUUACUUUUGCGUCAAUUGUUGAGGGAUUAAAUAAUGUAAGAGACUUGCCGAAAGGAAAUUCAAGAACAAGGACGAUUAUUGAAGGAAUGGUAAAUUCUCUAAAUUCAACCAUCGUAGAUGACUUCCAAUCCAGUGGAGAGUUCAGAAAUAAGUAUGAAUUGAUGCACGCUAUUGGUGUUUGCUCGUUUAUACUUAAUAGAACUGGAAAAGAAAUUGAUGAAUUAAUUUCACCGGUUAAAGACCUACUUUCCUUCUGGCCGAAUAGACUGGCAUGCAUAUCUUGCAGCUCUGAGCUUGCUUGCAGCUUAUCUAAUGACAUGGCGUUUGAAUAUUUCACAAAAGUAUUUGAUUUGCCAGACAGUGAGUUUUCUCAAGCUGCAAUACAGUCAUUCUUAAUACAUGCACCAUUGAGUACAUUCAUGAAGAUUGUUUCUUCAACAAAAGAGAUAAUUGGAGGAAAUCUUCAAAAAUUAAAGAGAUUGAUGCCAAAUAUUAUACCUUGCUUCAUGAGAUUCGAAGGUGCACCUGAUAUGACUACUAAAAUGCUCUGUGGAUUGAUAGAAUCCGUGAAAUCAGAAACCCCAACUGAUAUAAUCGAACAAUUGAUUGAUAUUGUUAUCUGGAUGUAUCUCACUUUGAGAUUGCAGAAGUUUAGAACUGUAUUAAUCAAUUCUUCAUCAAGUUUACCUCCGAAAUACAGAAUCAUUGUUGCAUCUUCAGUUGUUGUUGAUGGAUAUCUUAAAAAUGAGUCAAUGAACAAGAAAGAUAUUCCAAAUGAUGACGAUGCACCUCCUGGACUCUUCUCUUGGAAAGAGAAUUAA